Messenger RNA from Gadus chalcogrammus (walleye pollock), 6157 nucleotides. RefSeq names its product TBC1 domain family member 8B (gene tbc1d8b). The record is from RefSeq and is a predicted model, not a curated record. The transcript has 21 exons. Gene Ontology annotation, molecular function: calcium ion binding. NCBI's taxonomy places the organism in Eukaryota, Metazoa, Chordata, Actinopteri, Gadiformes, Gadidae. Bases 398 to 4000 code for a protein of 1200 amino acids.
UCUCAGGAUCACUUUAAUAAAGCUUCCAUUUGUAUGACGCUCUUCAUAUCCUGGUUGUGAUACAUCUUCCUAAAACAGUAAAUACAACGCGCAAUUUGUAAACAGACCGUUUAUUUUCCUGCAUAAACUACAACCACAAAAGCAGCACACGAUUCAACCGGCUGAAAAAAUAUAUGAAACGACAAACGCCAGGAAUGCACACAGACACUGCUCAAAACAAACUACAACUCCCAUGGUUCCGCGCGGCAUCGCUGUUAUUUGGCUUCAUGUCUUGUAGACGUGGGCAGCAGGGAGGGACUCGAACAAACAAACCUCCAGAACACCAACAUAUAUAAAUAUAUAUCUCCUGACAUGCGGAGGGGAUCUGAAGGAUAACUCCUCUCACCAGACCCCCAACAUGUGGUUGAAGCCGGAGGAGAUCCUGCUGAAGAACGCCUUUAAACUCUGGGUCACUGAGAAUGACAAUGAUUAUUUCGUGCUGCAGAGGAGACGGGGCUACGGGGAAGGGGCAGGCGGGCUGACAGGUCUGCUGGUGGGAACCCUGGACACGGUCAUGGACUCCACAUCCAAGGUGGCUCCGUUCCGCAUCUUACACCUCACCCCCGACUCCCAGAUCUACUGGUCCAUCGCCUGCGGUGGCACCAAGGAGGAGAUUGUGAAGCACUGGGAUUGGCUGCAGCAGAACAUCAUGAGGACUCUGGCCGUGUUCGACUCCAGCGAUGACAUCACCAGCUUCGUCCAGGGAAAGAUCAGGGGUCUGAUCGCCGAGGAGGGCAAGAGCUCUAUGGUGCAGGAGGAGGACCCCGAGAGGUUCAGGGAGGCCCUGCUCCGGUUCCACAAGUGGUUCGAGCUGCCGGCCAAGGAGAAGCUGGUCACCUACUACUCCUGCAGCUACUGGAGGGGCCGCGUGCCCUGCCAGGGCUGGCUCUACCUCAGCACCAACUUCCUCUGCUUCUACUCCUACCUGCUGGGCGCCGAAGUGAAGCUGGUGAUCUCCUGGGAUGAGAUCUGGCGCCUGGAGAAGACGUCGAACGUGAUCCUGACGGAGAGCAUCCACGUGCAGGCUCACGGCGAGAACCACUACUUCUCCAUGUUCCUGCACCUCCACGAGACCUUCCUGCUCAUGGAGCAGCUGGCCGACUACUCCGUCAAGAGGCUGUUCGACAAGGAGUCGUUCAACCGCGAGCCCAGCCUCUGCGACCCCCUGCAGAUCACUAAGAGAGGUCUGGAGACCCACGCCAGGAGCGAGCAGUUCCGGAUGUUCUUCCGCCUCCCCCGGGAGGAGAACCUCCUGGAGGUCCACGAGAGCUUCCUGUGGGUGCCCUUCAGCCACUUCAACGCCCUGGGGAAGAUCUGCCUGUCGGAGAGCUACCUCUGCUUCGCCAGCCAGGACGGCACCCAGUGCCACGUCAUCAUCCCCAUCCGCGAGGUGGUCAGCGUGGAGAAGCCCGACUCCAGCAGCCGGUCGCUGACGGUGUGCGUGCGGGGCAAGCGGGCGCUCCGCUUCUCGGAGGUGCGGUACUACGAACGCCUGGCCGGGACCAUCCGGAGCCGCUGCGGCAUCGCCAGCAGCCCGCAGCACUCGGCCUCCACCGAGACCAUCAAGGGGGAGUGCCAGACGCUGAUCAACCACUUCGAGGACAACCCCGACGACGUGACCCUGAUGGUGGGCCAGAGGGACAGCAGCAAGGCCGUGAGCACGGAGGCCCUCAUGACCGUCUUCCACCCGCAGGACGUGGAGAACCUGGACCCCAAGAUGCUGAAGGAGAAGAUGAAGGAGCAGUCGUGGAACAUCCACUUCACAGAGUACGGUCGAGGAACCAGCAUGUUCUUCACCAAGAAGACCCGGGACCUGAUCGUCCGCGGAGUUCCAGAGGCGCUCCGAGGAGAGCUGUGGAUGUUGUUCUCAGGGGCGGUCAACGACAUGGCCACCCACCCCGGCUACUACACGGAGCUGGUGGAGCACUCCCUGGGCACCUCCACCCUGGCCACGGACGAGAUCGAGAGGGACCUCCACCGCUCGCUGCCCGAGCACCCCGCCUUCCAGAGCGACACGGGCAUCUCCGCCCUGCGCAGGGUGCUCACCGCCUACGCCUCCAGGAACCCCAAGAUCGGCUACUGCCAGGCGAUGAACAUCCUGACGUCGGUGCUGCUGCUCUACGCUAAGGAGGAGGAGGCCUUCUGGCUGCUGGUGGCCGUCUGUGAGCGGAUGCUCCCCGACUACUUCAACCGCAGGAUCAUCGGAGCCCUGGUGGACCAGGCGGUCUUCGAGGAGCUGAUCCGGGACCACCUGCCCCAGCUGGUGGAGCACAUGGCGGACCUGAGUUUCUUCUCGUCGGUGUCGCUGUCCUGGUUCCUCACGCUGUUCGUCAGCGUGCUGCCCAUCGAGAGCGCCGUCAACGUGGUGGACUGCUUCUUCUACGACGGCGUGAAGGCCAUCCUGCAGCUGGGCCUGGCCGUGCUGGGCGCCAACAUGGAGGCUCUCAUCAGUUGCCACGACGACGCCGAGGCGGUCACCAUCCUCAACAAAUUCUUCGACAGCGUGACCAAUAAGGACAGCCCCCUGCCGCCCACGGUGCAGCAGGCGUCGCUUAGCAACAGCGACCGGUCCUCCCACGCCACCGUGGACAUCAGCGAGUUGAUCCGGGAAUCCUACGAGAAGUACGGCAGCAUCCGCUCGGAGGACGUGGAGAGCUCCAGGAAGAGGAACAAGCUGUUUGUGAUCCAGACCCUGGAGGACACCACCAAGCAGAACGUGCUCCGCGUCGUGUCACAAGAAGUCAAAUUCAGCGCCUCACAGUUGGACGACCUGUACUACCUGUUUAAGAGGCAGCACUUCCUCAGCUGCUACUGGAUGAUCGACAGCCCCGCGCUGACGCACCACGACCCCAGCCAGCCCUACCUGGACCAGUACCAGCUGGGCUUCCAGCAGUUCAGCCUCCUGUUCUCCCUGCUGGAGCCCUGGGCGGUCUGCUCCGCCAGCCACAGCCUCUCGCUGUGGGUCUGCCGGCUCAUCGACCACAACCAGGACGGCCUCGUCAACUUCAAGGAGUUCUGCUCCGCCCUGGACAUCUUUUACCACGGGUCCUUCACCGACAAGCUGAAGUUCCUCUUCAAGCUGCAUCUGCCUCCAGCGUUCACAGGCGCCCCCUCCCUCUCGGGGGAGCGGAGGGUCUCUGCGUCCCAGGACCCCCCCCACCUCGCUAGACUCACCGCGUUUGAGCUCCCAGAGGAUGGUGUGAUCAGAAAGAGUCCUGAAAGAGGGAGAGGGAAGGUGGACCUGCAGGCCUACCUGAAACAGUGGCAGGACGAGAUCCUGAAGAAGGAGGAGACCAUCAAAGACCUGCCCAGAAUCAACCAGGCCCAGUUCAUCCAGCUCUCUAAGACCAUGUACAACCUGUUCCACGGCGACCCUGAGGAGGAGGAGCUGUACCGCGCCGUGGCCCGCGUCACCAGCCUGCUCCUCCGCAUGGAGGAGGUGGGGAGGAGGCUGCAGGAGCCCGCCAGCCCCAAGAAGACCCCCCCGGCUCCCCCCGCCGGCCCCCCCGAGCAGGGGGAGGGGGAGGGGGAGGGGGAGGAGCAGAGGGAGGAGCCGGCCUCCUCUUCCUCCGCUGUGCAAAAGGACUCCCCCACCUCCUCCUCUUCACCCUCCGCUGUGCAGAAGGACUCGCCCACCUCCUCCUCUUCACCCUCCACGGUGCAGAAGGACUCGCCCACCUCCUCCCCCGCCUCUUCCUCCUCCCCCACCUCCUCCCCCACCUCCGCGGUGCAGAAAGACUCCCCCUCCUCCUCCUCCCCCCCCCCCACCUCCUCCCCCACCUCCGCGGUGCAGAGGGACUCCCCCGUCUCCGGCGAGGUGGACUGGUCCUUCUCCUUCGAGCAGAUCCUGGCCUCGCUCCUCAACGAGCCCAAGGUGGUGUUCUUCUUCGAGCGGCCCGUGGACGCCGACGCCCGGCUGGCCCACGCCCGGGCCCUGCAGCUCAGACCCAGGGCCAAGUGAGGCGCCCCGGGGUGGGGGCGUCCGGUCGGUCCGCAACCCUCCAUUCCCCCCCUUUGAGGACCACGGGGGCUGUUGAGGGGGUGUGUUUCACCGCCCCCCCCCCCCCCCCCCCCCCCCCUCGGGUCGGUAGACCCUCUCACUCAAACCAGCAGCCCGGGUCCUGAAGUCCGACCGCGCUCUUUGUGGUCCGCGGGUUCGAGUUCUCCCUGAGAACGCCAGCCGCUCUGGCGCUCUCCGUCUCCGGUCCCCUUGUUGCUACGGCAACCGAGUCCGAAAAAACACAGUGAACGGAUGGACGCGGUGAGUCACGCCGGCUCCAGCUUCUCCCGUGAGUCAUCGCGGUGAGUUGUCCAGUUCCCCGGAGCCAAGGAACGCCAGUGAUCUGUUAUUACUGACCUUCACUAAAACAGGAUCUAAAGAGAGGAGAUAAUUUGUGAACAAUUCCAGCCCACCUUAAAAAAAAAUCUAUUUUUUCGAUUUGUUGAUUCAUUUCUGACUAGCACCUGCCGUCGUUUGAUAUGUAGACAAGGUUUGGAAACGGGAUCUGGUGUACAUAGUCUGGUUUGGAGACCGGAUCUGGUGUACAUAGUCUGAAUACGUAGAUCAGGUUUGACACAGGAUCUGGUGUCCUACUCUGAAUAUGUAGAUCAGGUUUGACACAGGAUCUGGUGUCCUAGUCUGAAUACGUAGAUCUAGUUUGACAAAGGAUCUGGUGUCCUAGUCUGAAUAUGUAGAUCAGGUUUGACACAGGAUCUGGUGUCCUAGUCUGAAUAUGUAGAUCAGGUUUGACACAGGAUCUGGUGUCCUAGUCUGAAUACGUAGAUCAUGUUUGGAGAGAGGAUCUGGUUUAUAUAGUCUGAAUACGUAGAUCAGGUUUGAAGAUGGGUGUUGUACAGUCUGAUGUAACUCCACCGGCCAUAUUAGAUGUUCAGUGUUGUCAAUGAGUUACGAUGUGAGGCUUGAGCAAUAACUCGUGGAACAGGGAAGGCUAUACCAAUGGCACAAACGUUAUGGCACAAAACUGCCCUCUCAUGUCCAAGACAGGUAAUGGUAGUUUGAGAAAGAAGUUGGGGUUAAGAAAUCACUUGUUUCUCCAUGGUAACCUUGUGUAAGUAGAGUGAUUAGCCAAUCAAAAAUCGACCCCUUGAGUGACAUCACAAGUGGGAGUGUUCCAUCCAGAUGCAUGAUGGGGAAGAUCUUGCAGUUGGUCAUGAACCGGGGUGGAAUUUCUUACUGGUGAUGUCACUAGGGGUAGGUUUGGGGGUAAAAAGGGGCAUCCACUUCUUGGAUUAUGCAUCGUAUGUUUUCUCAUUGAAGCUCCAAAGGGAAUGCAUGGCUGAACCACGUACCGUUGAAGCGCUUUACGUUCUCGUUAUGUUCCUGUGUUGAAGAGCGUUUCCUUUGAUAACUGUCGUCGAGACUCGAGCUGGGAUCUUUGUAUUUUUGAUGGCAUGAGUUUGUGGUUUGCCUUCCGAAACACUUGCACUUUUGUUUCAGUAUGUCGCCGCGUACGUUCAGUGUCUGUUUUGCUCACGUCUCAGGGUGAAACGUAAUUGGUCGGAUUUGGAUUUUUGGGCUGGCUGUGUUUUUGUUUCAUUUCAAAUUAAAAGCCCCCCCUGUAGGGUCCUUACAGGGCUGUGAUCAAUGCUGAGUGCUGACCGCAGGAGACAAGAUGAGCCCGGUUACCGUCGGUUAACCAGACACUCUUCACUUAUUCAGUCUUCUGCGUUCACAUUUCCAGUUUUAUAUGUGUUCUAUGAAUUCCCAGAUUUUGUUGUCAAAAGUAAAAUGUGUCGCAGAGUUGUACAUUAAGAGCUUGGAGUCAUAUCGCCGUGGAAACUUUGGAUCCCAAACAUUCCGAAUCACUUUCAGAGAUUUAUGCAAAGAAAUGUAGAAGUAUAGAAACGUAUAAAGACAGGAACAUAGAGAGGAUUUUAGGAGAAAUAGGGAUCUUCAUCUAACUCAUUAAAGCACACCCCUCAUAGCAUGUAGGACCAUGUGGAUGGAAUAUACAUAUUUAUAUAUAGAAAUAUCUAUAUUAAUAUAUGUAUUAUAUGUUCUUACCAUGUGAACAGUAACGAUUCUGUUGUCGGUCGACUGAAAACCUGCCUUGGGUAAAAGAUGUAUAUGUGUAUCUAUAAAUAAAUAUAUAUAAUA